AUGACCGUGUUAAUAAAUACAUUAAAAUUGUUAUUGCCCACACUUCUGCGCAAUUAAAAUUCAAUUAUUUUUAAUAAUUGAUAUCAAUCUGGCUAACGACAUUUAUGUUGUUCGUGUUAUCCCAUUUAACAAGUCAAUUGUAGUUAGUAUGUGUUAAAUCGCACGAGUUCUUUUUAAAAAAUCUAAAAGAUUUGGAUAAUAAAAGAAGUGUGUAAAGAUGAACACUGUACUGUUGCUAUCUGUUGUGGUUGGUGUGUUUGCUGUGACCUCCAGCUCUCCAGUAUCACCCAUUAUAAACCCUAACCAAACUGGAAGAUCUAAUAGACCUGGCGCGUGUCUCCAGCCUAAGUCAACUGGACCAUGUACGGAACUGAUUCAACGUUACUUCUUCAACAAGAAAACAUCGAACUGUGAGAUGUUUUACUUCGGAGGUUGUUUUGGUACUGACAACAACUUCAACGACUUGAUGUCCUGUCAGAUGACAUGCAUGGCUGAUGAGUUAGAUAAAGUUCCGCCCCCACCCGAGGACAGCUUUUUCAAACUUUUUCCUUAAAUUGUUAUUUUUACAUGUUAACUUUGAAUUUGUCACAUAUUUACUCAAGUACUUCGUUAUGUUUUGAUUUGUUUGUCCAGGGUCUUUCAAAUAGAGAAACACCAUUGUUUGCCUAAAUGUUUAUUGUUGUUAACUCUAGUUUUUAUUAUAAUUUUUAAUAUAAUUACAAUAAUACAUGUAAAUUUAGAUAUAUUAAUGGAUUACAAAUAUAGCCUACAGUCAUAAAGCUGAAACGAAGAAAAAAUCUGGCAUGAAAACACUGAUUCUUGUAAUUAUUGUAAUUUUCUAAAUGAAAUUUUCUUGAUAUUAUAAAAAAAGUUAUAAGUUUUUA
This is a messenger RNA of Ruditapes philippinarum (Manila clam), 884 nucleotides long. Its product is annotated as serum basic protease inhibitor-like. NCBI's taxonomy places the organism in Eukaryota, Metazoa, Mollusca, Bivalvia, Venerida, Veneridae. The coding region runs from base 218 to 553 and encodes 111 amino acids. Gene Ontology annotation, molecular function: serine-type endopeptidase inhibitor activity. The record is from RefSeq and is a predicted model, not a curated record. The transcript is spliced from 3 exons.